Molecule: messenger RNA, 627 nt
Organism: Hemicordylus capensis (graceful crag lizard)
Lineage: Eukaryota; Metazoa; Chordata; Lepidosauria; Squamata; Cordylidae
Product: transmembrane protein 192-like
Exons: 1
Coding region: 1-627 (208 amino acids)
Cellular component (GO): lysosomal membrane; late endosome
Source: RefSeq, a predicted model, not a curated record
AUGGCUGGAGCCCAGGCUGCAGGAGAGCAGCAGCUGGAUAACGGAUCUCUGGAGACAACACAAAGUAUGGACGAUGACCCUUUACUUGAUGCUCCACUCCUCCCACCUCAUUCACUGCAUUCCAGGUUGCGUCCGAGGUUCUACAGCAUACCUACAGUCUGCAUGGCCAAUAUUCUGCUGCUCAUACAUGUGACUUUUGUGAUUCUGGCUAUUUUGGCAGGGGUGUUCUGUGUUCCUGAUAAUGAUGAUAUAUGUUUUGAAAAAUACACUCAUCCAUUUAAAGUACAAACGACAAUAAUCAUUGAGUUAGCUCUCUGGAUCUUGCAUGUUUGCUUUGAACGGUAUAUUCAGUACCACCACAGGAAGGUCAGAAGCAAAGGUUACCUCCUAAUCUACCGAACCACACAACAUCUUAAAAGCCUUCCUCUACUAAUUCAUUCUACGGGUAAUGCAGCUUUGCUGCUGAUCGUGGCAGUACAGUAUACCUUCCCUGGUCAUGCUAAACUGUAUCUUUGCUGCAUCUUUGGAAUCUUGAGCAUGGAAUUAAUGUGUUCAUUGAUAUGCUUGGUUGUCUAUUCAGUGAAAGUAAGUAACAGAAACAGGAAAACUGAGAGACUUAGUCACUGA